UGUGGGAGUGUCUUGUCUUAACCAAGGCCCAGUCUCGGUGUAACCACGCCCAAUCAGCUGUUUCCUCAACUUCAUCGAAGCUCACGGGAAAACUUUCCCCCUCUUCUCCCUUCAGUGCCCCUGAGAACCGAUGGUAGACGCCGCUGCGUUUUGUUUUGUUUGUUUGGGUUUUUUUUUUUUUGACGUAAUUUCUUUGCAGCGAUAAUCCAAAAACAAGUGGUGUCAGCAUGUCCUUGGCGGAUCAGCAGUGGUGUCCCACAAGCGUCCAGGUAACGGUACUCCAAGCCAGAGGCCUCAGGAUUAAGGGGAAGAGCGGCACCAACGAUGCGUACGCGGUCAUGCAAGUUGGCAAGGAGAAGUAUCAGACCUCGGUGGCGGAGAAGAGCGUGGCUCCGGUGUGGAAAGAGGAGGCCGCCUUCGACCUGCCGCAUCAAGGAGGAGGAGGAGGAGAGCGUGGCACGCUGCAUGUCCACGUCCUGCACAGGGCCCUGGUGGGUCCAGACAAACUGCUGGGACAGGCUGUCAUCAACCUGCUGCAGCUCAGUGAGGACAAAACCCGCAACAAGACCGAAUGGUUCAAGUUACUGGACAAGACUGGCAAGGCAGACAAAGACAGAGGAGAGGUCCUCCUGGACAUUCAAUUCAUGAGAAACAACAUGACUGCCAGCAUGUUUGAUCUCUCUGCUGCCGGCAAAUCCCGGUCUCGCCUGGGCAAGUUCAAGGACAAAGUUCGUGGCAAGAAAAAGGAAUCGGAUACUGUGUCGAGCGUGGUGCCAUCCUUCACUCAGGUUCUGACAGACAGUGAGGAGGAGGCAAAUGGGGAUGCGGAGCUAGCUGCAGGGAAGGAUGAGAAGAAAAAGAAGCAUAAAAUUAAAUCUUUAUUUUCUCCCAAGUCCAACCUGCAGAAGAACAUGUCUCAGUCUAUGUCUGUUCUGCCUGCGAAGAAUUCCUCGCUAAGUGGCAGCCAGUCAUCUGGUCUGAAUGUGGAUUCCUCUGAGGGUAAAAAGAAGUUUAAGUUCAUGAUACAUAAACGCUCGGGCAGCUCAGACAACAAAGAUUCCUUCUCUGGCCACCAAAAACAUGGCCCUGUCGAACAGAGUAACUUGUGCAUCAAUGGCAGUCAUGUGUACUGUGAAGAGCCUCAGCCUCGCACCUCUCGCAUCGGAUCAAACUUCAGUCUCGCCAGUUCAGGUCAUGGAUCAAUGGAGGAUGUCCCUGAAAGCUCCCCCCCAUCUGUUGCUUCACUUAGGGCACAUGAAAGACUAGCAGAGGAAAAGAGACAAGAGGAACAAGAAAGAAGGAAAAUUGAGGAGGAAGAGGAAAGGAAAAGAAAGGAAGAGGAAAGGAUUAGGGCAGAGGAGGACAGGGCUCAGGAAGAGAGGAGGAGGCAAGAGGAAGAAGAAAGAAAAAGGGCUGAAGAAGAAGAGAAGGUUAGAUGGGAGGAAGAGGAGAGGACUCGGAAGGAGGAAGAGAGGAAGAGACGAGAAGAAGAAGAGAGGGUUAGGAAAGAAGAAGAGCGUGAAAGAUUAGCAGAGGAAAAGAGGAGACUAGAGAAAGAAGAAAGAAGAAAAAAUGAGGAGGAAGAAAAAAGGAAAAGAGAGGAAGAGGAAAGGAUUAGGGCAGAGGAGGAAAGGGCUCAGGAAGAGAGGAGGAGACAAGAGGAAGAGGAGAGGGCUAGGAGGCAAGAAGAAGAGCGUAAAUUAGCAGAGCAAAAGAGAGAGGAAGAAGAAAGAAGAAUUGAAGAGGAGAAAGUUAGAAAGCAGGAAGAGGAAAAGAUAAGGAGGGAGGAAGAGAGGAGGAGAAAAGUGGAAGAAGAGAGGAUGAGAAGACAAGAGGAAGAGUAUGAGGAAAAGAGGAGACUAGAGGAACAAGAAAGAAAGCUGCAGGAGGAAGAGAGGAAGAAGCAAGAGGAAGAGGAAAGGGAAGAAAAAAGGCAAAGAGAGGAAGAGGAAAGGAUUAGGGUGGAGGAGGAGAGGGCUCAGGAAGAGAGGAGGAGACAAGAGGAAGAGGAGAGGGAUAGGAAGGAAAAGGAAGAACAUGAGAGAUUGGUAAAGGAAAAGAGGAAACUGGAGGAGAAAGAAAAGGAAAGGAUUGAGGCUGAAGAGAAAAUUAGAAGGGAGGAAGAGGAAAGGAUUAGGUUGGAGGAAGAGAGGAAGAAAGUGCAGGAAGCAGAGAAGAUUAGGAGAGAAGAAGAAGAGUGUCAGGAAAAGAGGAGACUGGAAGAACAGGAGAGGAGGAGAGUUGAGGAAGAAGAAAAAAGGCAAAGAGAGGAACAGGAAAGGAUUAAGAAAGAGGAGGAGAGGAGACAAGAGGAGGAGAACAGGGCUAGGAAGGAAAAGGAAGAAUAUGAGAGAUUGGUUGAAGAAAAGAGGAGGCUGGAGAAACAAGAGAGAAGACAGAAAGAGGAAGAGGAGAGAAUUAAAAAUGAAGAGCAGGAAAGGAUUAGGAUUGAGGAGGAGAAGAGGAGGAGACAAGAGGAAGAAGAGAAUGCUAAAAAGGAGAAGGAAGAAAUGGAAAGAUUAAGGAAAGAAAAAGAGGCCAGGAAGCUGGAGAACGAAAAGUUAACCACAGAUGCAGAAGAAUGGAAGAAAAGAGAAAAUAAAGCAAAAGAUGGACACAAAGCUGCCUGGCAGAAAUCUACUGUAGCUGUCGGGAGCCCUGCAGAAGUCCCCUCCACGAAUCCCUUUGAUGAAGACUUUUCAAAUAAUCCAUUUGAGGAGAUUCCUAACUCACCUGCUGGACCCGACAGCAGCAGAGCCAAAGGAUCAAAUGUCCAACCAGGAUGUCAAUUUGCUGUGUCAUCGAUGGGAAGCAAGACCAUUUCCACUGCUGAAAAGGAUCUGAUUAGUGCUCAACGGGAGAAGCGACCAGCUCCUCAGCCUCCAGGAAGGAAUCAAGCUGAGAGUCAAAGGGAGCAGGAUGCAUCUAUACGACAUCUGGCACAAAUUAACAAGCAGAAUAAUGAGAAAGGCAUCGUCAAAACCGCCAGUGUUCUCCCUCAGCGCUCGGUGCAGGUGAACGCUCCUCAAAGUCAGUCUCACACAGAAACAAAGAACACCAAGGGCUUGAUGCAGAUCAGUACCACCAAAGAAACAGAAAGUGUAGCCAAACACAGCAAACGUCCUGCACCACCAAGACCACGUUCUGUGGAGGAAGAACCAUCACCUCAGCCCAAAACACCCUCGUCUUUUGCUGGCAACAUUUCCCAGGGGUGUGGCUCAGAGCAAAAACAAAUUCCUGUUGUUUAUGGCUUAAAUCCAUUUGAAGAUGAUGAAGAUGAAAAUGAGCUCACAGCCCAAGAUGAUACAACCACCCCUGGUAGUACUGGUACAGCACACUGGCCAGCAGCUGUGUCCCUAGCUACUGAUAAAGAUGCCACCUCUCAGGCAAAAGUCAAAUCCUCAAAGGUGGCCCAUGCUCCUCCACCUCCUGCAAAGACAGCUGCCGCAUCAAGAUCUUUGAUCCACCAAAAAACUGACAGAAGCCAUGCUAUGGGUGACACAGGUGUGGCUGUACCUAAUAAGGGUGCAAACCAAGCAUGUGACCCACAGCCAGAGGCCACAAUCGCUGUGCCUGUCCAGGAGGCUUCACUAAAAGAGCCCCAGCCUGCGAUAGCACAGAGAACAAGAGAGGAAGCCAGCAUGAAUAAGGAAGUUCCUCCUACAACUUCACGCAGGCUUCAACCUGUAAAACCUCUUAAUCCUCUGGAACAGCAGUCUGUCUCCAUUGUUCAAGGAGAAAAACAUAAGUCCACAGGAGUCCUCAGUGAAGUUCAGGAGAAACCAAAGGGUAAUGACUCUCGGGCGAAAGGGCCGUACUCCCAGCUGACUCGAGAGGAGCUCAUCUCUCUGGUGCUGAAACAGGAGAACCAGCUGUCUGAGAAAGACAAAAAGAUAUCAGAGCUGGAGCAGUACAUUGACAACUUACUUGUGCGCGUCAUAGAAGAGAAACCAAGUAUCCUGAUGUCCAUGAGCUCUCUGAAGAAGGCUGUCUAGGGGGCUUCUCAGCUGACACUUUAUUCCUGCUGUAGCUAAUCAGUGCAGGCCCAGUUCACACUGGUUUGACAGCCGAAACUUAAGUCUUAAGUAGUUGCGGUGUGUCUUGAGCAAGGUAACGGGUAAAAGUUGAGGUUUACGAGGUUUGAACAGUUUAGAGUUCAAGUUCAACAUAUUGGUUAAUGAAUAAUGAUAAAGACUGAAAUAUAUUUUGUAAAAGAAAUUCUGCAAAGGCUUUUGUAGUUUAAGCAAAGGGGCAUUUAUUUGGGGAAUUAUGUCAACUUGCAAACUUUUUAAUGAGUACUUAUAUUCUACAUUUUUCUAAAUAUUUAGUAAAAUUUAAUAUUUUUGACACUGCUACAGUAUGUAUGUCUGACUUUGAAACAAUGUCUUGUGUAUUUGUAAUUAUUUUCACGUACAUGUCUGACUUAUUACUGUAUUUCAUGGCAAAACAAAAUGCAUACCGCCUUUUUUUCUAUAGUCUGUCAGCUUUCUGUUCACUGGUGAUAUGUCCAGUAUAAAGAAGAGCCUUAUUUGCACUAGUUAAAUAAAUGUAGAUUAGCUUUCCCUCUCUUGUACUGAAUGUCAAAAGUUUACAUGAUUUUUCUAACCCCAAAGAAAGCACUUUAAUUAAGCUUACACUAUUAACAUGAUAUACACUGAACUGCUGUACUGCACUGAGAUAGCUUCCUGGUAUUAAAAUAUGCUAAAUAAAACUAAGCCUUUAA
Messenger RNA from Toxotes jaculatrix (banded archerfish), 4723 nucleotides. RefSeq names its product RAB11 family interacting protein 1 (class I) b (gene rab11fip1b). Lineage: Eukaryota; Metazoa; Chordata; Actinopteri; Toxotidae. Gene Ontology annotation, biological process: regulated exocytosis. The transcript has 9 exons. Gene Ontology annotation, molecular function: small GTPase binding. The record is from RefSeq and is a predicted model, not a curated record. Gene Ontology annotation, cellular component: intracellular membrane-bounded organelle. The coding region runs from base 228 to 3995 and encodes 1255 amino acids.